AUGAAAAAAGGCUCUUCUAGCCUCACUCAACCAUCCAUCAUGAUGAGAAGCCAUUCUUCCUCCUCUUCAUUAUCGGCAACUUCAUCGCCACCAUUACCAAAUAGAAGAUCAAAGGUGAUUACGGAUGAUGAUGAAAAUGAUUGGAGCUCGGAGAAGAUGGAACAAACGGAACGAGGAGCCUCAUCGUCAUCAUCAAUACGAGAGGUUGUUGCCAUGAAACAAAAAUCAAUUACGACUACUACUAGUAGUGGUAAAACCAAGAAGAAAAAUAUAGCACCCAUUCUACCAGAAUAUACAUUAAUUUAUGAAUUUUCUCCGAGCAUGAUUGCUGAGUUUCACUCCAAGCCGAUAAGCUGUGUUAAAUUUUCUCCCGAUGGUUCCUCGUUGGCAGUGGCAUCUGCCGAUGGUACCAUAACGAUUUGGAAUUUAAUAGAAAACCUUCCACAAGGAAACGGAGAGGAAACAAAUCAAAUGCAAGAUCGAAAUACAUCUGACACAAAUAAUGGAUCUUCUUCAAUUUCUGGAAACAAUCAAGAAUUGAGUCUAAGCAAACGAACGACAUGCUCUGGUCAUUUACUAGGGGUCAAUGACGUGUGUUGGAGUCCAGAUUCUCAAUAUUUGUGCUCUGCGAGCGAUGACAAAACAAUUAGAAUUUGGUCAGCAGAGGACGGCGAAUUAUUGAAAACGCUUCAAGGUCAUAAUCAAUUUGCUUACUGCGUGGCUUUUAGCCCACGUGGAAAUGUUAUUGCUAGUGGAAGUUUUGAUGAGACCGUUCGUAUGUGGGAUGUAAGGACAGGAAAUUGUUUAAGAACGUUGCCAGCUCAUUCAGAUCCUGUUUCUUCUGUGAGUUUUUCUAGAGAUGGGUCGCUUUUAAUUACUUCUAGUUAUGAUGGAUUUUGUCGUGUGUGGGAUACCACGACAGGUCAAUGUUUAAAAACUAUACUUGUAGAUACUCAGGCGCCUCCUCCAUUGUCCUGUGCCAAAUUGUCACCUUUUGGAAAUUACUUACUCAUCAGUUGCAUGUCGACUCAUGAAUAUCCACAAGCAGCGUUAAGACUAUGGCAAUUACGGCCGGAUCCCAUAGCAAAAAACAUUCGUACAUUUCGAGGUCAUGUGAAUGAUCGAUUUUCUUCCAACAUUACGUUUCAUCCAAAACUGAACCUUGUAGUUUCCUGUAGUGAGGAUGGGUUUGUAUAUAUUUGGGACAUUCAGUCUGGAAAUAUUGUCACCAAGCUAAAUUGCAACACUGGGCAUGAUACAAGCAGUAAUGCAUUAAGCACUCAGACCACAAACAACAAUGACCAUCAGAAUUCACAACUACAAGAAGGUAAUUUAUCUAGAACUGAGAUGGACACCUCAGAUGAUCAUGGCCACCCGUUCCCUGUCAUAUCUCUUGAUAUCUCAACCAUUGCCAAUGCAAACUUUGUAGUCGCUUGUACCAAUGAACCACGACUGAUUUUGUGGAGAGAAGCGUUGGUUCCAGGAAAAACAUUCUAA
Molecule: messenger RNA, 1497 nt
Organism: Naegleria lovaniensis
Lineage: Eukaryota; Heterolobosea; Eutetramitea; Acrasida; Naegleriidae
Exons: 1
Coding region: 1-1497 (498 amino acids)
Biological process (GO): transcription initiation at RNA polymerase II promoter
Cellular component (GO): transcription factor TFIID complex
Molecular function (GO): protein binding; RNA polymerase II general transcription initiation factor activity
Source: RefSeq, a predicted model, not a curated record